AUGCCCAGAAGAAACCACCAUCCAGAUGGCAACUUUUUCAGAGGGAAAGGACACAGCUAUCUUGCAGCAGAAGAAGCUCUGGGUAUUGGACUCUUCAUUUUGGUGCUGGCAAUUUUACUGAUCUUUGGCUGCUGGUAUUACAAAAGACGUAGUGGCUAUAAAAGUCUGCGGAGCAAAAGCUCUAGUGUGGGCACAAUACGAACCGUGGUAUGUGAGGGGACAAUACUGGACUGCAAAAUGGCUCUGCAGGAGCACAGAAACUUUAAUUCUGUGGUACCUGAUGCUCCACCAGCUUAUGACAAAAUUGCUGCAGAUCAGUCACCACCACCUUAUUCACCAUGA
Molecule: messenger RNA, 342 nt
Organism: Pygoscelis adeliae (Adelie penguin)
Lineage: Eukaryota; Metazoa; Chordata; Aves; Sphenisciformes; Spheniscidae
Gene: MLANA
Product: melan-A
Exons: 4
Coding region: 1-342 (113 amino acids)
Cellular component (GO): endoplasmic reticulum membrane; melanosome; trans-Golgi network
Source: RefSeq, a predicted model, not a curated record